Molecule: messenger RNA, 4806 nt
Organism: Orbicella faveolata
Lineage: Eukaryota; Metazoa; Cnidaria; Anthozoa; Scleractinia; Merulinidae
Product: endothelin-converting enzyme homolog
Biological process (GO): protein processing
Cellular component (GO): plasma membrane
Molecular function (GO): metalloendopeptidase activity
Source: RefSeq, a predicted model, not a curated record
CGAUCAAUCCCAGAGAGAAGCUGAUACAGGAGUAAACCACUCCACGAGGAAGCCGAGAUUUUCGUUGGUCGUCGAGGAUUAUCGGCAAAUCAUUGUUGAUACGAAGUAUUCCCGAGAGACCACAAAGUAUAUUUCUGUUGUGCUGAUUGGCUCCGAAGUACAUUCUAUUGUUUCUACUUACUAUCUUUAUUUUCAGUGUUCUGUAGUGAUUCCGAGAUCUUUACUCACCAUUCACUUCUGAAAAUUACUUGGGGAUCAUUCCUGGGUGAUUUCCUGUCUGUGGAUCAUUUCGGCAACUGUUUUUUGGGGGUCAAUUUUUGAUAUGAUGGUUAGGGGCAUAUAAAGAGUUAUCUGGCGCAGAAAUACUUCUUCUCUUGCGAUAUGUUUCUCUUUUCGAUAUGUCCUGAAGGUCUAAGCAUGGCUCGACGGCUACCGUUUCUCAAUAAAAGUAUGUGCAAUAAAGGAAAGUUAUGCUCUGAGUUGGGUCGGGUCGUUCCGUCCGUCCGUCCGGCCCUCCCACUCAGAAACUACGGGUAAAUAACCUCAGGUGUAUCUCAUCACAUGGCAAUUUUCCAAUUGCCAUACGUUUCAAGUGUCAGUGCUCUUGGUUCGAUCUUGGUUGACAGCCAAUGUUUUACUUCUGCUCAGUAUUUUUUAUCCGAACUGACCGAAACGAAAUUUGACAUCCAAAUGAAAAUUUCAAGUGCUUACUACAGUGCUACUAGUAGGUUUUUCAUCACCGUAACUUAGUAAACUCUUCAUGUCUAAUAUAGAAAUUAUUGCAAACUGACAAGCGUAAUUAUUUCUUAAUCUUCUGCCCUGCUUUAUUGUAGUGAAUAUGAUAUACUGAUCGUAAUCAGGCGUGAAUUGAUCACUCGCAGAAUUAUUUCUCUUUCGAGCCAAGAAUAAUCUGAAGAGAAGGCUCGCAUAGGUUUCUGUUGAUCUGUUAGUCUGGUUUUUGGAAUCGAGUCUAGUUCGUUUGCUAGAUGUUUGCCACAAAUAAGAAGUACAUAAUCCUUGUUCAAGAUAACAAAAUGAUCCUUUCCUAGACAAUCUUCGUAGUUAAUGUGGCUAGUCGCGUUGGCGUGCUUGCAUGUCUUACGUAUGAAAGAAGGCUGGCAUUAGAGCUGUGACGUCACUAAGUAUCACAUACGUGAACACUGGAAAUGAAUAGAGUUCUUCACCUUAGGGUUAACUGAACAAAAUCGCCUUUGUCAAAAGUACUAUUACCAGUAGCAUCUGUCGUCUAGCGGUGAAUCUUGUCAGCUUAAGUGGGCUUAGGUACCCUGACGACGGAAUCAAAAUAAAUCAAACGGCGAAACCAUAAUCUGUCGAGCGAAACCGACUUUUGAUGGAUGAAACAAAGACUUGUGAGGAUCACAAGGCAAGGAGAAGGACAACGUCUGUGUUGCUGGAGGUUAAAGAAACGAAGAGAUGUUCAACGCUUGUGAAACCUCUAAUUCUUGCCAUCGCUCUGCUGAUCAUAUGUUGUCUUAUUCUACUGAAUCUCUACUUGAUUGAGCGAUCAAGACCCAAGGCAGCAGCUGCAGACAAACGAGUCGAAUCACCUUCACGGUCACCGGCACCAGAAAAAUAUUAUGGAGGAUCAUGCUGGACAGCAGAAUGCCUACAUGCCGCAUCAGAUCUGAUGAAUUCUGUGGACCCGUCAGUAGACCCAUGUGAGGAUUUUUAUCGAUUUGCGUGCGGAGGAUGGAUGAAGAAAUAUCCACGGCCACCUUCAUCAAAUAGAUGGGACCAGUUUGAAAAGCUUACCACUGAAAACAAUGAAGUGAUUGAAAUGCUCCUCAGGGACAAAGAACUGAAAGCUAUUUACUCCAAGGAAGAAGCAGUGUGGAAGGCCUUGGCUUAUUAUGAUUCUUGUAUGGACGUAGAUGAGAUCGAGAGACUUAAAGGCGAGCCUCUUAAGAAGCUUAUUAAGGAAUACGGAUCAUGGAGCAUCACGGAUAAAAACUGGGAGGAAAAAGACUGGGACUUUGUUAGCAAACUCGCAAGGAUCCACAAAGAUCUUGUCUCACCGAUUCUGUUUUCUAUGGCAGUUGUGAUUGAUAACAAAAACAGUUCACAGAAUGCCAUUACGUUUGGCGAAUCUUACACCUCACUGUCGCGAAGGGAGCUCCUCACAAACGACUCCGAGAGUCUGCGGGUCCGAGAAGCAUACAAAGGUCUGAUGAGAAACUUAACACGAAAACUUGGAGCAACAGAAGCUUCAGAAGUUCAACUGUUAGAAAUAUUUCAAUUCGAGAAAGAACUUGCAAAGAUAUCCACUCCACGAUUUAAAAUGCCAACGUUUGAACAGGCUUACAAGAAGCUCGCGCUGUCAGAGCUACAGAAUUACACAGGCAAUUUUGUCAACUGGACAAGAUACGUGGGGGUUAUGAUGAAGGAUAAUUCAUUUCAAGUUAACAGUCAAACAAAAGUUGUGGUAUACUCUUUGGAAUAUCUGAGAAGGCUGGUCAAACUACUAAGCAAAACACCUAAAAGAACUGUUGCUAAUUAUCUGAUGUGGAGAGUCGUCAAAUCAAAGUUCCUACAGCUCAGCAGUGAUUUUAUCGAAAUAUUUAAAUCUUAUUAUCUACAAGCGUUUAACUACUGGAGUGACUCGGACCAGCACCAGCUCUGUUUAAUGACAACUUCGCACAAGUUUGGAAUACCUCUUUCAAAAGUCUUUCUUGAUCAAAAAUUUUAUGGAGACAGCAAGAAAUUGGCAAUGGACAUUAUUGAAGAUAUUCGAGCUGCCUUUACCUCCAACAUUGGAGAAGUGAAAUGGAUGGACGAUGAGACCCGAGAGGCAGCCAGAAGAAAGGCGGAAGCUCUUAUUGAAAACGUAGGAUAUCCUGAUUACAUUGUGGACACUGAAUACAUGGCAAGAAAAUAUAAGGGGGUGAAGAUAGAUGCAAAAACAUAUUUCGACAAUGAUAUCGCAGUGUCAAAGAGCAUGAAUCUCGACAAGCUUGCAAAAGCUGGAACUGUUGUGGACAAGACUGAAUGGCCUUUCCCUCCAACAAUGCUGAACGCAUUUUAUGCAUACAAUGAAAAUAAAAUGGUCUUUCCUGCUGCCAUUUUGCAACCUCCAUUUUAUAAUCUGCAGUAUCCAAGAGCAAUGAAUUAUGGUGCUAUUGGAGGAGUGAUGGCACAUGAAAUAACUCACGGAUUUGAUGACACAGGGAAAUUAUACGACAGUGAAGGAAAUAGAAGAAAAUGGUGGAGUAACUCAACCCUGAAGAACUUUAAAGAAAGGUCCCGCUGUUUGGUUGAUCAGUACUCAAACUAUACAUUUCAUGGAUAUCAGGUAACACAACUUUUAUUCCUAUAUUUAAGUCCGGAGAGCCUGAGCAGUGGUGUAUUAUGCGCCCCCGCCAGCUGACCGUAACAUAGGCGACGGAGUAGAAGUGAAGGGGUGGUUUGUAAACUCCAAACGAAAACUGGAGGGAUAACACCCCCACUUUUCAGUGCCAAUAAUAUCGCUACCCCACCUUAAAAUGGGUUUGUUAAGAUCUUUAAGCUUUCAACAAAUCCGCUCUCUCAAAACGCUGGGAGUAGCCCACAAACUCGUAAGGUUGUAUUUGACAUUAACAGUGGCAUCGGCUACUGCGGGGCGUACUUUUUCUGUCCUCCGGUGACUCAAGAACUGCCCUAGAAGCACCAUGAAGCAGAAUCGUACUUGUCACUUGUGCAUUGUCACAAAUUGAUAACGGACACACUGGACACCGUUAAGAUUACGAAGAGGUUUGCUUGUAAAAAGAAGUAAUACCCAUGGGACAUUUUGGGAAUUUGAGUAGGGGUAUGCGCUUGAUUUUUCACUCAUGUUAGCAACCUCUGCAAGUCUGCAUCCUAUGUCCUUAAAGUAAUUCCACUUAAAAAGAAGGUAAUCUUGUUAUGUAUAUUAGAAAAAUGCAAGACUAAAUAGGGGUCACCGUUAUUGUUUUUGCACAACAUGGAUGGCCUUUAUAGCAACUUUGCGUCCGACGAGGUUUUAAUUACUUAACCUUAGUUAGCAGGAAGUGGCACUAGAAAUUCUAAGAAAAGCUCUUACUGGAUUAAUUUAUUAGAGAAGUUAAACAAACUAGACCCUGAACUUACAUUUUAAACCAUGUUGGUUAAACAGGAGUUACGAUUGUACUGCAAACUUAAGAAUUCUGUACGUGCGCACACACCCAGCACUAACUAAAAACGUGUUCUUUACACAAUACAGCAUUAAAAUCAAAAUAUUUUUUAAGCAGAAUUUAAAACCUUUCUUCAAAUCGAGAUAUAUUGUAGAUAACCUUGUGUUAUUUAAAUUCAUGCGUUAAAAAGUGGGGGUCGAGCAUUUAUUUCGCUGUCGAGCCUAGCUUGAGGGAAAUCUCUUGCUUUUUGUACGCGCACGCGCUCAUGUGCGUGUGCUAAUGACGCGAAAAUCGUGCGCAUUAGAGAUGCGCAAUGCAAUACAAAGGAAGCACCCUAAGCGUAUAUUGGGAUUAUUCGGCAGUAUCUCGUUCAAUCAAGUACGGAAAAAUUGAUACACGCCUUUGUAUCAUCGAAGUUGGACUAUUGGAAUAGUCUUUUGUACGGUCUCCCGGAUAAAGAGACCUCCAAACUCCAACUUAUUCAGAACUCAGCCCCCCGAUUCAUCACAAGAACAAGGAAAAUAGAAUACAUCACUCCAAUUCUCCGUAAGCUACACUGGCUGCCUGUGUAUAAACGUUUCGCCUUUAAGAUUCGUCUCAUUACCUACUGUUGCACUAUUUAUGUAACCGUAUUGUUACGAACGAGGUGGCCUCAACUAAAAGCCUGAUGGUUUCUAGAGGU